CAGGCUAUCAGCACAUCCGCAUGUAUGACCUGAACUCUAACAAUCCGAACCCGGUCAUCAACUACGACGGCGUCAGCAAGAACAUCACGUCUGUGGGUUUCCAUGAGGACGGGCGCUGGAUGUACACGGGAGGAGAGGACUGCAUGGCUCGCAUCUGGGACCUCAGGUCCAGGAACCUGCAGUGCCAGAGGAUCUUCCAGGUCAACGCUCCCAUUAACUGUGUGUGUCUCCAUCCCAACCAGGCUGAGCUGAUAGUGGGAGACCAGAGCGGCGUCAUUCACGUCUGGGACCUGAAAACGGAUCACAACGAGCAGCUGAUUCCAGAACCCGAGGUUUCCGUCAACUCGGUCCACAUCGACCCAGACGCCAGCUACAUGGCUGCAGUCAACAGCUCGGUCAGUCAGGCUGCACAGAGCGCGAGCCGSCAGGGCCGUCCCUGGGUUUUAAGGACGAGGGGGGCUUAGGCCCCAGCAGCAGGGCGAGGACAAAAUGUCUCAAACUGCAACAAAACAGGAAGAUGCUUUUCAUUUUUAAAAUAGAAAACUCUUCUACUAUGAAAUAUGACUGUAAAUGGUUCAUAAAUAUAAUUUAAAAU
Poecilia reticulata (guppy) is the source of this 595-nucleotide messenger RNA. Lineage: Eukaryota; Metazoa; Chordata; Actinopteri; Cyprinodontiformes; Poeciliidae. The record is from RefSeq and is a predicted model, not a curated record.